AUGGGCAGUAACUUGGAGAAAAGGUCUGAGCUUUAUGAACUGCGUAGCUUCGAAAAAGGUGGAUUCUUCUUCGAUCUCGGUCACCCUCUCAACCGUGUUGCUGAUAGCUUUGUCAAAGCUGCUGGCAUUGGUGCUAUUAAGGCUGUUGCCAGAGAGGGUUGCCAUGUAGCUCUUGAAGGAAGUAGGUCAAGUAGUUACCCUGAUCUCACUGCUUCCAGAGCUCAGAACAAUAAGAAGCAUCCCUUCCCUUAUCUCAGAGGAGAAACAAAUAGAGAUUCCCUCGAAGCAAUGGUGAAGAGCACCGGAAAAGAAUCGCUCGAGUGGGGGCUGGCUGCCGGAUUAUAUUCAGGUAUCACAUAUGGCCUACGAGAGGCUCGUGGCACUCACGACUGGAAAAACAGUGCAGCUGCGGGGGCACUUACAGGGAUGACAGUGGCACUCACAUGCCGAGAAGGUUCCCAUGAGCACCUGUUGCAAUGCGCUAUCACCGGAGCCGCCAUCUCCACGGCGGCGAAUAUUCUGACAGGAAUAUUUUAAAACCUUU
This is a messenger RNA of Hibiscus syriacus, 544 nucleotides long. Its product is annotated as outer envelope pore protein 16-2, chloroplastic-like. Gene Ontology annotation, molecular function: amino acid transmembrane transporter activity. Lineage: Eukaryota; Viridiplantae; Streptophyta; Magnoliopsida; Malvales; Malvaceae. The transcript has 6 exons. Gene Ontology annotation, cellular component: chloroplast outer membrane. The record is from RefSeq and is a predicted model, not a curated record. The coding region runs from base 1 to 537 and encodes 178 amino acids.